Eimeria acervulina is the source of this 705-nucleotide messenger RNA. RefSeq lists its product as hypothetical. Gene Ontology annotation, biological process: cristae formation. Lineage: Eukaryota; Apicomplexa; Conoidasida; Eucoccidiorida; Eimeriidae. The transcript is spliced from 5 exons. The coding region runs from base 1 to 705 and encodes 234 amino acids. The record is from RefSeq and is a predicted model, not a curated record.
AUGGAUAGCAAUUCGAACGAAGAGGAGGCAGACCUCUACGACCUGCUGCAUCUUACACGCUCGGCAACUGAAGCAGACAUAGCAGCAAGCUACCGCAAACUCGCUCGCCUAUUUCAUCCAGACAAAGCAGCAGAGGGGGCCCCCCAGCCCCAGGGGCCCCCUGGGGGGCCCCCUGGGGGGGCCCCCAGUACCCUGCCUACAGCAUUUGUGAGACUAAACCGCGCAUACUCUGUUUUGAAGCAUCGGCGGCUGAGAGAGAUAUAUGAUUCACAGGGUAUGGAGGGCGUCGAAGUAGCGGAGCGGCUGCUAAGAGAUGAAGAAGCAAAAACCCUUCAACUCGCUGUACCCGAUUCGAGCGAGAGCCUGCAAGAGCGCGUUGCUGCUGCGCUUCGGCAGCAGCGAGAGCAGCAGCAGCAGCAGCAGCAGCAGCUGCGGAUGUCUGUCUCCAUAGAAGUCCCUGUGUCUCUUUUCUUUUUAAAUUCAUUCUAUCAACGUCGCCUCCUUGCUGUUCUUAAGAGACACAACCAAAGCUACAGCAACAGCAGCAGCAGCAGCAGGAGCAGCAGCAGCAGCAGCAGCAGCAGCGAGGAGGAAGACGAAGACUACAGCUUAGAAGAAAUGCAGCUGCAGCUUUAUCCUUCGCCGGGGCAUCAAAUAUCUCAAGAAGAAAAAACGCGAAACACACAUCUUUCAGAUGAGGCUUAA